AUGUCCCAAGACGUCGUGCGUCCCACCACCCCCCACCGUUCCGCAUCUGCCAUUCUCCUUUCGGACCUCCAAGAAACUGACCGGCGCCUCCAGCCCCACCACGUCUCCGGCCUGCACGGCGCAGACUCCCUGUCCUACACCCAUUCUGACUCCAGCCUCGGCGCCUCCACGUCCUCUGGCCUGCCGACCUACGAGCAGCGCGCCCAGUCCUCGGGUCUCGGGCUCGGCACCGGCCCCGCCAGCGGUCCUGGGCCCUCGCUGACGGAUCCCACGCUUCGGCACCAGCAGACGACGAUGGGCACGGAGAUGGAAGGCACCGAGACCACGCACCGUAACCCUGACGGCACGGUUCCGACAGAGAUCGCCUCCGAGGCCAGUCACGCCGGUACACCGCAUGGCGACGCCGCCGCCCCGCGUGUCAGUCCUGUCGGCCAGAGCCAGGCCAAGGGCGACAGCAAAACGGGCAAGCUGAUGGAGAAGGCGGGCGUCAAGCUGCACAGCGCCAAGCUGGCCGAAAAGGGGGAGGCCAAGCGGGAGAAGGCGGCUGGCGUCCCCGUCUGA
Messenger RNA from Verticillium nonalfalfae, 561 nucleotides. RefSeq lists its product as uncharacterized. The transcript has a single exon. The record is from RefSeq and is a predicted model, not a curated record. Bases 1 to 561 code for a protein of 186 amino acids. Lineage: Eukaryota; Fungi; Ascomycota; Sordariomycetes; Glomerellales; Plectosphaerellaceae.